AUGUUGCUAAAUCGUGUCAGCGGACAAAAAGAGACUUACUUCAACGAGGCUCUCGCACAAUGGGAUUGGUUUUGUCAAUCCGGUAUGAUCAACGAGCGAAACCUGAUUAAUGACAGCCUUACGGGCGAUUGCGCGAACAAUGGCGGGACUGAGUGGUCAUACAACCAGGGCCAAACCCUGGGUGCACUGGUUGAGCUGGAUGCCGCAUCUGGCUAUGAUUACUAUAUCGAUACAGCCCAUAGCAUUGCCAAAGCAGCCAUAUUAGGUUUGACGGACUCAGAUGGGAUUCUGCAUGAUCCGUGUGAGCCAAACUGUGGAGCUGAUGCCCCAUGGUUUAAGGGCAUUUUUAUGCGCAACUUGCAAAUCUUGCAGGCAGCAUCGCAGUCGGAUGACUACUUGGGCUUUAUUACAGCGAAUGCUGACAGCCCUUGGAAUCAAGAUCGGAAUGACCGGAAUCAGCUGAGCCUGGUGUGGUCGGUGCCAUUUAUUAAUCCAGCCAACGCAUCGACACAGAGUUCCGCACUAGAUGCUCUCGUUGCCGCUGUAGCAUUUUAG
Pseudogymnoascus verrucosus is the source of this 555-nucleotide messenger RNA. RefSeq lists its product as uncharacterized. Lineage: Eukaryota; Fungi; Ascomycota; Leotiomycetes; Thelebolales; Thelebolaceae. The coding region runs from base 1 to 555 and encodes 184 amino acids. Gene Ontology annotation, biological process: carbohydrate metabolic process. The transcript has a single exon. The record is from RefSeq and is a predicted model, not a curated record.